Molecule: messenger RNA, 1031 nt
Organism: Daphnia pulicaria
Lineage: Eukaryota; Metazoa; Arthropoda; Branchiopoda; Diplostraca; Daphniidae
Product: WD repeat-containing protein 61-like
Exons: 8
Coding region: 67-984 (305 amino acids)
Cellular component (GO): Cdc73/Paf1 complex
Molecular function (GO): protein binding
Source: RefSeq, a predicted model, not a curated record
CCCUUAUUUCAUCUCAAAAUUUAACUUGUGUUUGUUUCUGUUCACGACUCAAUUCCUUCAUUAAAAAUGUAUACAUUGGCUCAUAAGAAAGAAGCUGCACAUGACGAGGGAAUUUGGAGUUGUUCUUGGACUAGCAAAGCUGAAGUAGGCCCGGAAGAGUCAGAUUAUGUUGUGACAGGAGGAAUUGAUGAUGCUGUAAAAGUAUGGGCUUGGAGAAAUGAUCAGCUAGAGCUUCGCCACCGAUUGGAGGGUCAUGCUCUUGGAGUAGUCUCUGUGGACACAAGCUUUGAUGGAAAAUUAAUAGCUACAAGUUCUUUAGAUUCAUUUGUUCGCAUUUGGGAACUUCAAAGUGGUGAAAAAAAGCAAACCAUAGAAGCAGGGCCUGUUGAUGUGUGGAGUGUUAUGUUCACACCUGAUUCAAAGUAUAUAAUAUCUGGUAGUCAUGCUGGAAAGAUCAACUGGUAUAAUGUAGACACUGGUAAACCUCAUCAGUCCUAUGACACUCGAGGCAAAUUUACUUUGAGCAUUGCAUGUAGUCCUGAUAUGAAGUUUGUUGCCAGUGGAGCAAUGGAUGGCAUAAUUAAUGUAUUUGACAUUGCAACAGGAAAAUUAGUACACACAUUGGAAGGUCAUGCCUUACCAGUGAGAUCACUAUGUUUCUCUCAAAAUUCCCAGUUGUUAUUAACAGCUUCAGAUGAUGGACAAAUCAAAAUUUAUGAUGUUCAACAUGCUCAGUUAGCGGGAACGGUUUCCGGUCACGGUUCGUGGGUGCUCAGUGUUUCAGUUUCACCUGACAACUCACGUUUCGUAUCUGGAAGUUCUGAUCGAACAGUCAAAAUAUGGGAUAUGAAGGCGAAGCAAUGCCUUCACACAUUUACGGAUCAUACCGACCAGGUUUGGAGUGUUUGCUUCAAUGGAGAUGGAGAACACAUUGCAUCAGUUUCAGAUGACAGAUCCAUCAACAUAUACAGUUGUCCAUUGUAAAGCAAUUAAAUCUUGAAAGUUUUCUUGGAAUAAAACUUAAAAGUAUA